AUGAAAAUCCGUGCUUCUGUUCGCAAAAUUUGCGAAAAGUGCCGCCUAAUUCGUAGACGGAAACGCCUUCUUGUAAUUUGUUACAAUCCGAGGCAUAAACAAAAACAGGGCUAA
Cryptomeria japonica (Japanese cedar) is the source of this 114-nucleotide messenger RNA. The record is from the annotation of a RefSeq genome assembly. Lineage: Eukaryota; Viridiplantae; Streptophyta; Pinopsida; Cupressales; Cupressaceae.